Molecule: messenger RNA, 3062 nt
Organism: Nomia melanderi (Alkali bee)
Lineage: Eukaryota; Metazoa; Arthropoda; Insecta; Hymenoptera; Halictidae
Gene: bor
Product: ATPase family AAA domain containing bor
Biological process (GO): mitochondrion organization
Cellular component (GO): mitochondrion
Molecular function (GO): zinc ion binding; ATP hydrolysis activity; ATP binding
Source: RefSeq, a predicted model, not a curated record
AGUCGCGUAGACGGUUUGAAUGGUCGGUACUCGCGCGUUUACUCGCGCGUUUACUCGCGCCUCGCAUUCGAACCGUUCGAGGCGCCACCGUUCGAUUCUUUCGUUGCUACCCUUUCUCUCCUUUUCGUUCGCAUACUCGUUUAUUCGACGAACCUGUGCCUUUUCUCGCCGGUACCAGGAUAUACACCUACCACGUAUAUUCGUCGAGCAAACGAUAGAAUCGAAACGUUUCGUUAGCCGUUCGAAAUGUUUCUCGCGGUUCGUCGGUCGGCGGCGCGAAGCGCGGACUUGAACGGUUCGAAAUGAAAAUUCGGCUAAUUUUCAUUGUUUCGUUGCAACGGACGGUUCGUCGGUCCUAUAUUCGUUUACUCGCGCGCAGUACGCGAACGUUGCUCCAGUAGCGCGAGUCGAAAAGUUGCCCGAUUGGACUCGGCUGCAUAAAUGCACGUACAUACGUACGGAUUCGGGGUUCGUGUCGAUACUCGUCGGAUGAUGCAAAGAAGUGCGGUCUAGUGUCCAUUCGUUUCAGUGUUCACGUUGCUAACGCACGUGAGAGCUCCUCGUGGUAACCAGAGAUAAAACGGAGGAAAGACAAAGGUUCCUUUUGCCGGUAGCGUUCGUUUACGAUCAGAUCGAAUUAUGUCGUGGCUUUUCGGAUACCGUAAUUCCCAACCUCAAGACUUUUCGCAAUUCGUGCAAGUGCCGGCAUCGGCGAAUCCUCCUGGCGAUGGCGACGGCUCCCGCGUACCGAUCGGAAAGUCUCAAAUGGAUGCUUACCGAUUCGAUUCGAGUGCUUUGGAAAGAGCAGCUGCAGCCGCUAAAGAGCUCGAAAGAUCGAAACAUGCCAAAGAAGCGCUGGAACUGUCCAAAUUACAAGAAGCAACCAAGCAGGUCGAAAUGCAAACCGAAUUGAAGAAAUACGAGGCUAGCAUAGAACAGCUGAGAACGGAUCAGAAGCGAAUCGAGGGAGAGGAGAGGAGGAAAACUCUACAAGAGGAAACCAGGCAACACGAGAUGCGAGCUCAGUACCAAGAUCAGCUGGCGAGAAGACGAUACGACGAUCAGCUGAUACAGCAACAGAGGAUGAACGACGAAAAUCUAAGGAGGCAAGAGGAAUCGGUAGCCAAACAAGAAGCGAUGAGGAAAGCUACCAUAGAACACGAAAUGGAUUUGAGACACAAAAAUGAAAUGAGGAAAUUGGACGCCGAAUUGAAGGCCAAAGCAAAAAUUGACAGAGAGAAUCAAGAUUUGAAUCUGGAACAGAUCAGAUUGAAGGCAUCCGAGAAAAGAAUCACCGUCUUGGAAUCUAUAAAGACUGCCGGUUCGGUAUUAGGUUCGGGCGCUACGGCUCUUCUACAGGACUGGGACAAGAUUCUAGCUGCCGCUGGCGGCUUGUCUUUGCUGGCGUUUGGCGUGUAUACCGCGAAAGGAUCGACGAGCGUGGCAGCAAAGUACAUCGAGUCGCGCCUGGGGAAACCAUCGUUGGUUCGAGAAACUUCCAGAUUCACGAUACUAGACACGUUACGACAUCCUGUCGAGGCAGCGAAGAAACUCAAAACUAAGCAGACGGACGCGCUAUCCGGCGUCGUGUUGGCUCCGAAACUCGAGGAAAGGUUGCGCGACAUCGCUAUAGCUACGAAAAAUACCAAACGAAAUCGCGGAAUGUAUCGAAAUAUUCUAAUGCACGGCCCACCCGGAACCGGUAAAACUAUGUUCGCAAAGAAAUUGGCGGAACACUCCGGCAUGGACUAUGCGAUCGUAACUGGCGGGGACCUGGCACCGUUGGGUCGAGACGGUGUCACUGCGAUUCACAAAGUUUUCGAUUGGGCCGUAACCUCUAGAAGAGGUCUGCUGCUUUUCAUCGACGAGGCUGACGCGUUCUUGAGGAAACGUUCCAGCGAACAUAUUUCGGAGGACCUGAGAGCGAUGCUGAACGCGUUUCUCUAUAGGACUGGGGAGCAGAGCAACAAAUUCAUGUUGGUUCUCGCUUCGAAUACUCCCGAGCAAUUCGAUUGGGCUGUCAACGACAGACUGGAUGAAAUGGUAGAAUUCCGUUUGCCAGGGCGGGAAGAGCGCGAACGUCUGGUUCGUCUCUACUUUGAUAAAUUUGUUCUUCAACCGGCAAUCGAGGGCAACAAAAGGCUGAAACUGGCGCAGUUCGACUAUGGCGCGCUUUGCACUAGAUUAGCCGGGAUGACCGAAGGGAUGUCUGGAAGGGAGUUGGCGAAACUGGGAGUUGCGUGGCAAGCGGCAGCGUACGCUUCCGAGGAUGGAGUACUCACCGAACAAAUGGUCAUAGAUAGGUGUACAGAAGCUAUCAUGCAACACAAGCAAAAGGUUCAAUGGCAAAGCGAACAAGAAAGACAAGAAGCAAAAUCAAUUUAUGCCACGGAAAAGGAUGCUGUGCAAAUGGAAAGGUCCAACAUUGCGAUCGAACCCGCACCAGGACCUUCAGUUGCAACCGCCUAAUCGACAUAGUCGCGUGAAUAAUUGCAAACCAUAUUUUACUAAAAAACCAAUUAGUACUAAGUGCAAGUGAAAAAGGUACAAAUGAUGCUGUUGAGAAAACGAAUUUAAUUGCACAGUUCUCGUCGCCUAAGCGAAACUCUAGUGUAUAAAUGCUGUAAAGGAAUAGCGCAUUUAUUAGAAAUGUCAACAUUUCUAGGUUGAUUAAACUUUCAAUUACAUCCCUCCCCUCCUCCCCGCCCCUAUUGUCCGGGUGCGUGUGCGCGCGUGUGUUUUAUCGUAAAUGUAUACAUGUACAAGCCUUCAAUUAUAGCCUGAUCGAAAUAAAAGAUAAAAACAUUAAGAAUUUCGGAUUAAACUUCCAAGGGACAGGAGGCUUGCAAGUACCAUUUUAUUUCUCGUUCUCUCGUAGAUGUGCUGCGAAUCCGACAAAAUAUACAAAUUUUAACGACAGAUUGUAAGCUGCAAAGUUCCAAGCUAAUCGAGACAUCAGUUGUAAUUACUGGAUGAUUUUAUUAUUUCUAUAUAGUCGUACGCGAACGAAUACUGAAGCGAUUGUAUAGUAUUUCAGACUUACUGUAUUCUGAAAAGGUUCA